Vanrija pseudolonga is the source of this 1833-nucleotide messenger RNA. Its product is annotated as Peptide transporter PTR2. Gene Ontology annotation, biological process: transmembrane transport. Gene Ontology annotation, cellular component: membrane. Gene Ontology annotation, molecular function: transmembrane transporter activity. The record is from RefSeq and is a predicted model, not a curated record. NCBI's taxonomy places the organism in Eukaryota, Fungi, Basidiomycota, Tremellomycetes, Trichosporonales, Trichosporonaceae. Bases 1 to 1833 code for a protein of 610 amino acids. The transcript is spliced from 4 exons.
AUGAGCAAGAACGACAAGCUCAACGGAGGCGGAGCGGGCCAGGUCGCGGCCCACGGGCUCGACUUUGAGGACGCCCUCCCGCCCGUCCUCAACAACCAGUUCCCGCACGACGACGACCCCGACACCAUCCCCACUGCCGAGGAGCUCGAGACGCUGCGCAAGGUCGCUGCGCCGAUGCCCUUCAUCGCCAUCCUCCUCUGUGUCGUCGAGUUCGCCGAACGCGCCUCGUACUACGGCUGCUCGUCUGUCUUCUUCAACUUUGUCAACAACCCCCUCCCCAAGGGCGGUAACGGCGCCGGAGCCGUCGCGCCCCUGCCCGCCGGCAAGAACCAGUCGGCCGGCGCGCUCGGCUGGGGCCUCGUGGCGUCCAACGGUGUCACCUCGACUUUCUCUUUCCUCGCCUAUGUCAUCCCCAUCCUCGGCGGCAUCCUCGCCGACACCAAGCUGGGCCGCUUCAAGGCCAUCUGGAUCGGCACCAUCAUCGGCUUCUUCGCGCACGUGUUCCUCGUCAUCCCCGCCAUCCCCGCCGUCAUCAAGCACAAGGAGGGCGCCCUCGCGGCCUUCAUCAUCUCGAUGCUCAUCCUCGCGUUCGCGGCCGGCUUCAUCAAGCCCUCGCUGUCGGUUCUGCUCGCCGACCAGAACCCCAUCAAGCGCCCCACCAUCAAGGUGCUCAAGUCGGGCGAGCGCGUCAUCGUCGACCCGGCAAUCACGAUCCAGCGCUGGCUGCUGUGGUUCUACCUCUGCAUCAACAUUGGCGGCUUUUUCGCCCUCGCGACGACCUACUGCUCGCGUUUCGUCGGCUUCUGGCUCGCCUUCUUCAUCCCCGGCGUGGUGUAUCUGUUUAUGCCACUUUUGCUGUUGUGGCUCGGCCCAAGGCUCUACAAGGCCCCUCCCAAGGGCUCGGUCGUCGUCGAGGCCUUUGCCGUCCUCAAAUUCGCGCUCGCUAACGGCGGCUGGAAGUCGCUCUUCAAAAAGGCCGACCCCGACGCCCAGACCAUUUGGGACCGCGCCAAGCCCUCAUGGGUCAACGUCCACGAGCCCGAGCGCCGCCACCUCAUCGUCUGGGACGACAUCUUCGUCGACGAGAUCAAGCAGUCUAUCCAGGCGUGCGCUGUGUUCAUGCUUAUCCCCAUUUUCAACCUCGCAGACGGCGGUAUCGCGAACCAGAAGAGCGCCAUGUCGACGGCCAUGAUCCUCAACAACGUCCCGAACGACCUCCUGGCCCGUUUCAACCCCCUCUCCAUCAUUGUCUUCUCCCCCAUCCUCAACUACGGCCUGUACCCCUUCUUCCGCAAGAUUGGACGCCCAAUCCAGCCUAUGACGCGUCUGUCGAUCGGUUUCCUCCUCGCGGCGGCAGGUGCCACAUUCGGCGCCGUCGUCCAGGACCGGGUGUACAAGACGUCCCCAUGCGGCAACCACGCGUCGGGGUGCAAGCUUGGCGUGUCGGCCGUCAGCCUGUGGUGGCAGUUCCCCAUGACGGUGCUCCCUGCCAUCGGUGAGCUGUUCGUAAACGUCACGGCGUACGAGGUGGCAUACACCAACGCCCCCGCCCGCAUGAAGGGCUUCGUGCUUGCCAUCUUCCUCUUCGCGACCUCCAUCUCGAGCGCCAUCUCCCUCGCCCUCUCCAAGGUCAUCGUCGACCCCCACCUCAUGUGGCCGUGGGUCGCACUCGCCAUCGCGUCGUUCCUCGCCGCCGGCGUCUUCCCCACCUACUUCCGCCACCUCAACACCCCGCCCCCCAGCUUCUCCGACGUCGCCCGCCAGAAGGGCGAGGACAACGACUCGGACUUUGAGCACCCCAGGCGCCAGGCCUCCAACGAGGAGAAGAAGUAG